Molecule: messenger RNA, 1229 nt
Organism: Perognathus longimembris pacificus (Pacific pocket mouse)
Lineage: Eukaryota; Metazoa; Chordata; Mammalia; Rodentia; Heteromyidae
Gene: Gatd1
Product: glutamine amidotransferase class 1 domain containing 1
Exons: 8
Coding region: 231-953 (240 amino acids)
Source: RefSeq, a predicted model, not a curated record
UCCUACCGAGGGAGGGAGCCAUGGGGAGAGUUGGAGGCUUUGUCCUGCCUCGGGUGGACAUUUUGUAUGGAAUGUUUUAUUGAGUCAGGGUCUCCUUGUGCAGCCCAGGCUGAACUCAAAGUCUUGAUCCCCUUGCCUCAGCCUUCUGGGACUUCAGGCAUUUGACCACACCAGGAUUGCCUUUUCCUCCUGGAAGGGUCCUUUCAUCUGUAAGGAGCUGGGAAGGGCCGAUGGCCACAGUCUCUUACCCUUGGAAGGAAGGGACCCUGCCUAUCAGGGAUGUUAGGACCCUGAUGCUCUGCAGCGCCCCCCCACCGUGGUGGGCACCGUAUUGCUCACUGUUGCUAUACGAGGGUGUGUCUGCUCAGUCCUUCCUCCACUGCUUCACACUGGCCAGUGCUGCCUUCAACCUGCAGGUGGCCACCCCUGGGGGGAAAGCCAUGGACUUCGUGGAUGUGACUGAGAGCAAUGCACGCUGGGUACAAGACUUCCGCCUCAAGGCUUAUGCCAGUCCUGCCAAGCUGGAAUCCAUUGACGGUGCCCGGUACCAUGCCCUCCUGAUCCCCAGUUGUCCCGGCGCCCUGGCUGACCUGGCCAGCAGUGGGUCCCUGGCCCGCAUCCUGCAGCACUUCCGCUCUGAGAGCAAGCCCAUCUGUGCCAUUGGCCACGGUGUUGCUGCCCUAUGCUGUGCCACCAGUGAGGACAGGGCUUGGGUGUUCACCGGCUACAGUCUGACAGGGCCCUCGGUGUACGAGCUUGUCAGAGCACCUGGCUUCGCCCACCUGCCGCUGGUGGUGGAGGACUUUGUGAAGGACUCUGGUGCUGGCUUCAGUGCCAGUGAACCUGAUGCUGUGCAUGUUGUGCUGGACCGCCACCUAGUCACUGGCCAGAAUGCCAACUCCACUGUCCCCGCCGUGCAGAACCUGCUCUUCCUCUGCAGCAGCCGGAAAUAAGCCUGCGGUGGAUGCUGCCCCUCAAGAUGGCCCCCCCAGAGGCCUCAUCUGCUGAUGCCCAAGGACUUUGCUGGUCCCCACAUGAAGAGGGGCCUUUUGCCCAUCCUAGACUCUUGGGACUGUUGGAGGCCUCCAGUGGUCAGCCCUGAGGUGUGUCAGCUCUCACAGAGGGGCUGAGCCCCCCAGGUUUCAUGCUGUUCUCUAGUGGAAAGUAGGGACAACUGGGUGCACAUCCAAUCAGGUUCUCAGAAUUCCAGGUUGAUCAUCCUGAGAGAA